AUGAAGUUGCCCAAGAUGACGAAUUUCAACAUCAAGGUCAUAUCCGAUCCCAUCUGCCCCUUUUGCUAUCUGGGCAAGAAGCGUCUAGACAAGGCCAUUGACGUAUAUAAACGUGUUUACCCUGGCGGAGCCAAUGACACCUUCACUGUGAGCUGGUCUCCAUUCUACUUGGACCCAUCGUUGCCCAAGCAUGGCGUCCCCGUGCAGCAAAGAAUGGCGGAACGGUUUGGCGCCGACCGGGUGGAGUUCAUGCAGAAUCGCCUUCGAAUGAUGGGUCAACCGGAUGGCAUCAACUUCACUUUCAGUGGCAAAAUAGGGAACACGCGCGAUGCGCACCGCCUGAUCCAGCUGGGCAAGACCAAGGGUAUCGAGACACAGAAUCGUGUCGUGACUGAGCUGUUCCGUGGCUAUUUCGAGGAGAGCGGCGACAUUACCUCUCACGAUCUGCUGACUUCGGCUGGUGAGAAGGCAGGGCUAGACCCCGCCGAGAUCAAGAAAUGGCUUGCUGAAGGGAAAGGUGGACAGGAGGUCGAUCGAGAGGUGGACUUGGCGUACAGGGCAGGAAUCCAAGGCGUCCCAAACUUCACGAUCAACGACAAAUUCACUGUCGAUGGUGCCCAGGACGUUCAGGUGUUUCUGGAGGAGUUCGUGAAGGCGAAAGAUGCCGCAUGA
Phaeoacremonium minimum UCRPA7 is the source of this 672-nucleotide messenger RNA. RefSeq names its product putative dsba oxidoreductase protein. The record is from RefSeq and is a predicted model, not a curated record. The transcript is spliced from 2 exons. Gene Ontology annotation, molecular function: oxidoreductase activity. Bases 1 to 672 code for a protein of 223 amino acids. NCBI's taxonomy places the organism in Eukaryota, Fungi, Ascomycota, Sordariomycetes, Togniniales, Togniniaceae.